Molecule: messenger RNA, 2013 nt
Organism: Nerophis lumbriciformis (worm pipefish)
Lineage: Eukaryota; Metazoa; Chordata; Actinopteri; Syngnathiformes; Syngnathidae
Source: RefSeq, a predicted model, not a curated record
CUGCAGAAACGCAAGACAAAAGCGGAAGGCGGUGAGGUGGAAUCCAAUUGCAAACAUUCUAAUCAUCAAAAGAGUCGUCGAAAGGGCGAAUAAUGGCGGCAGCUGAUGAAGCAUUUGGGCUAUUCGAAAGAACGACAGUGUCGUAUGACGACGAAGUUUCUCGAACAAAAGAGAAGGAGCGACAUCAACUGGAAGCUGUUAGCAAGACUCAAAUUGGGCUACACGUUCAAGACGUCCAGCAGCUGAUUGGUCGUCAAGAGGAACGAUCCACUGUGACGCAACAGCAUCCACAGCCCCCGCACAUUAAAGCGGAAGAGGAGGAACUACGGAUCACCCGGGAGGGGGGGUGUCUUCUAGGGCCGGAGGAAACCGAUCUCACCAAGUUGCAACUGAAUGUUGUCUCUGUGAAGACUGAAGAUGAUGGAGACAAACCAACUGAGUCCUUUCAGCUUCAUCACAGUCCAAAUGUCCACAAGCUGAUUGGUCAUCAAGAAGUCAGUUCCCUUCAGCCUCAAGGUGGGAGCGCCAUUUUGAAGCAGGAGGGUCCACAGCCCCCUCACUUCAAAACAGAAGAGGAUGAACUCUGGACCACUCAGGAGGAAGAAAGUAUUUUAAGACCACUGACUGUUGUCUCUGUGAAGGCUGAAGACCAUGAAGGCGAACCACAAGCGGACAACCUCUUAGCACCACUCUCAGACAGUGAAGACACAACGUCAAACUCUUCCGAAGAUGAAGAACAGGACGACGCCGAAGAACCUUUGAGCAGCGAUACAGGCUACGAAGGUGAUAUGAGGACUCACGCGGACAGCAAACACUCUGAAAGUGCUAAAAAGAGGACCUGCUUCACCUGCCCAGUUUGUGGCGAAUUGUUUUCUUAUAAGAAUGAUUUGUCUCAACACAUGAGAACCCAUCCGGAAGAAAAACUUUUUAGUUGCUCAAUAUGUUGUAAAAGAUUCUCUCGAAAGUCAGUGCUUACAACACAUAGAAAAACACACUUGGCAGUAAAACCUUUUAGUUGUUCAGUUUGUGGCAAAGGAUUCACUCAAAAGGCAGUAAUGAUAUCGCACAAAAGAACACACACGGGAGAAAAACCCUUCAAAUGUUCCGUUUGCGGUAAAAGAUUCUCUCGCCGUUCAGGUGUGGUGUCGCACAUGAGGACGCACACGGGAGAAAAACCUUUCAUUUGCUCCGUUUGCGGCGACGGUUUUUCCCGAAAGCGCAACGUCACUCAACACAUGAGAACGCACACCGGAGAACGACCUUUUAGUUGUUCCGUUUGCGGCAAAAAAUUCACUCAAAAGUCCAACAUGGUCGCGCAUGUGAGAAUACACACGGGGGAAAAACCCUUUCUUUGCUCACUUUGCGACGAACGUUUCGUCGACAAGGUGACGUUGAUCGCCCACAAAAGAGUACACACGGGCGAAAAACCAUUUAAUUGCUCAGUUUGCGGCAAAAGUUACUCCUACAGGAGAGAUCUGACGGCGCACGUGCGGACACACACGGGAGAAAGAACGUUGAGUUGUACGGUUUGUGGUAAAAGUUAUUUUUAUAAGAGGAGUCUGACAGCACACAUGCAGACACACCGCUGAAAAUAAACGUUGACUUAUCCACUUUGUGCUAAGAAAAAUGUCAAAUCACAGAAGAGUUACCGUAUUUUCCGCACCAUAAGGCGCCCUGGGUUAUAAGCCGCGCCUUCAAUGAACGGCAUAUUUCAAAACUUUGUCCACCGUGUUGUAAGCCGCAUCUAACUGCGCUAAAGGAAUGUCAAAAAAACAGUCAGAUAGGUCAGUCAAACUUUAAUAAUAUAUUAAAACCAGCGUGAUGUGGGCGCGCAUGGAGUCGUAUAUCAACAUGGACGAAGCUGCGUGAAAAAAGCCACCCGGCCUCUUCGCGUAAACUUAAACUUACCUUAACCACUCGCUCAUCUUUUCUUCAUCCAUCCCUUCGAGUUAGCUUUUAUGAUGACGCCGGCUGGAAAGGUCUCUUUUGGCAAGGUCUUCCUUUUGAAUAUCA